This is a messenger RNA of Dendroctonus ponderosae (mountain pine beetle), 5377 nucleotides long. RefSeq lists its product as uncharacterized. Bases 51 to 5009 code for a protein of 1652 amino acids. The record is from RefSeq and is a predicted model, not a curated record. The transcript has a single exon. Gene Ontology annotation, molecular function: protein binding. NCBI's taxonomy places the organism in Eukaryota, Metazoa, Arthropoda, Insecta, Coleoptera, Curculionidae.
AUUUAUCUUACAAAGUACACUUCUUAUCUGUAGGCAAUAGGAAAUAAAAUAUGUCAUCUUUUUUCAGAACCAUGUCUAAGGAUACAGACAAAGCAUCAUUAUUCUCCAUCUUACGGUCUAACGACGUUGCGGCACUGAAUGAAUGGCUUAAUACGUCAGGAAUGAACUCUAAAACUGUGUACGAACUAUUAGGAGGGGUUUACGAGGAACUUCAUCUAAGGAAUUUUCCCCUUUCACCAGAGACGAGGUUUGAAGUUGAAUGGAAACUAGUAGAAUUACAAUUUAGUCAAGGUUCUUGCAAAUCUGAGACUAGCGACUUUAAAAAUUUUAAAUCCACCAAGAUUCAUUUGGACAUAACAUGUCAGCACAUCGAACAAUUUCUGGGCAAAUACCAACAACUUACUCCAAAAAUAGAUUUAGCCUUUGUUGUUGAUGCCAAAUUUGUAGCACUGCAUCUGUCUGUACUUAAAAAUCGACUACCUUUCUCGUACAAGAAACUGCCCUGGCAAGAGAUGGAAUUUCUAUUAGUAAUCUUCAUAUUAGUAAUUACCAAGACUUAUGAACUGGACGUUACUUAUGGAUUGUUAGUGGAUUAUGCUUUAGUAAGGAAACAACUUGAACAUUUCUUGAACGAGUUAAAAGAACUUCAAAUUUGGUUUACACGGGAAGAUGCUUUGAGCAAUUCAAAAUCGGACAAGGAGCAGCUCAACGCAAUUAAUGAGGAAUUAAAAAAAUUAAAUGUUAAAGGUCUAACAGGCAGAAAAGGUAAUAUGCAGGUAAUUCUUAAGAAUUCGCCCCAAUUUGAUGACCUCUACAGUCAUUUCAAUGUAGUAAGGGAUAUUUAUUCGUUAAAUUGCAUACAACAUUACCUAGAUAUAUCCUCAGCUGUUGAUCUCAAGCAGGAUUUUCUAAUUGGGUCGCUGGUAAUUCAAAGAGCUUUUCAGGUCAUCGGAGAAUACCUAAAAGAUGAAGCGGACUCUCCAAAUAGCUCUUCUGAUCUCUAUUUUAUUCUCGUAAAACUUGUUUCUAAAAAUCUACGCAAGACAAUGCAAGAUCUGAGAAAUACUUUAUCACAUUCCCAUGGCCUAAACAAACGGAUAGAGAUUGAAGAAUUUAAACAUAGGGAUGCAUUUUCGAACAUUCAGUUGGAAUUAAAAGGAAUAAGCAGGGAAAUUGUUCGAGUGCUGUACCAAAGAAAGACCGACGGAUUGAUCAUGUUCUUGCGAAAACUGGAUUCUGAUAUAACUAUGGAAAAAGUGCAAGAUUUGGAUUCUCGAAUAGAUAUUAGCAAGAUCGGCAAACUGAAAGUAAGUGAAAUCCUUAACUUAGAUCACAUAAAAUCUUGGCUUACUAAUUUUUGGCAAGAAGUGAAAGAUCACGUACCGGAUCCAUCGCACAUUGCUGAGGUGUUUCAGAUACUUCGUAAGGCUGAAUCCGAGAUUCAAGAAACAGCUACUUCAUACCAUUCUACUCUUAAACAUAUUAAACAUAUGUUGUCAUUAAAAGAUAUAAACAUCAUCAAAAAUAUAGGCAGGACUUAUUUGGGUAACUUGCAAAAUAAAGAACUCUCCGGAAUUUUCGAGGAAAUGUUUGGUUUGCUUCAUCAAAUUUAUUUGACUUAUAAAACAAAUAGAGGAUUUAAUGUCAAGGACACAAAAACCGCCGACAAAAAGCUUAUUAAUACAACAAAGAUUAUGCUAGUUAUUCAUGAGAGUCUAAAAUGGAACUUGCACAAGAUAUCAUGGAUUGAAAAUAUUCACAAAGAAUUGGAGGUUGAAAAAGAUCAUUUCUUUAAAGAUAUAGUAGAUACCUGGUUCAAGCAAAUAAAAAAUGAGCUAAAUGCUAAGGGAAGCAACGGAGGAGAUAUUUUUUAUGACGAAAUAUUAAAGCAAAAAAGGAUGCACUAUCUAAGAACAACACUUUUAAGUAAUAUGAAUAAUAAAGAAUUUUUAAAAAUUUUAAAUGAAGAAGAUGAAAAAGAACCUAUGAGUUUAGAUAUGAAGAAAAUGAUCACAAAAUUUUACAACAAAAAGAAGUCGGCUGAUUUGAAACGGCGAAUAGAGCAAAUUCCGAACUACUAUGGGUCGUUGAUUAAAAAUCUUGUUGAUCCAAAAGUAAAUAACCUGCGUGUACACAUUGAAUAUGUGCACAGCUUCCUCUCAAAAAUUCAACUUAAAAACUACACAGUUAAUUCAGAAAACUCAAUUAUUGACAGUGCUAAAUCUUUAAGCCAGAACAUAAUCAUUAAUGACUUGAAAAGUAAUUACACCAAAAGAUUGCUUGCGCUCAAAAACAUUCACACGCAGAUCAGUUCAUUCAAACUUCAGGAAGUUAGUGAAACUUUGGUGGUGGCAUUAGAGAUGUUACUCCUUGAUUUAACAGAAUGUUUAAACAAAAUUGGUUGCUUGGUAGAUAAUGCAACAUUUCUGGUGGAACAAUUACCUAUUCUCGGGGGAAAGCAGUUAAGGAAUCAUUUGGCUCACGGAAAUAUUACGACCCACAUUUUGCCUUACAAUAUCCGUAUACCAUUAUUUGUAUAUGCUACAUAUCUCAUGGAAAUACCUGUAGAUAAAUUGAUAUCGUUAGAUACAGUGUGGUCGUUGGGACUGAACUGCGAUUGGUUCAAUGAAAGCAUGGAAAAAUAUAUUGGCCGAUGUCAAAAUAUUGUUGAACAACAAGAUCAUUUAUUUGGCUCAAUAGAAAGAAGUUGUAAUGAUGUAGCAAUUGAGUUAAUGAAAUCUGGUGCCGAAACUUAUGCUGCCGAUAUGAAUUUGAAUACAGGCUUGGACAUUGCAAUACUGCAUGGAAAUCAACGUUUUUUUACUUAUAUUGUGUCAAAUAAUCUUAGGAUUGAAGACAUAGUUCAACAUGUCAAUCCAAGAAAUAUUGUGAGGAAUUUUGAGGUUUUUAGGUAUUUAUUGCAACAUUCUUAUAUAACAGCAUCUUCAGCUUUUGAACAUAAUAAAACCCUUCUUCAUUUGGCCGCUGAAGUAGGACAACGCGAUACACUAGAAUAUCUCAUAGACAAUAAUUUAGUAAAUGUAAAAAGCAAAACAACUUUUCAAGAAACUGCCUUUCACUUGGCAUCAAAGAAUGGGUACAUUGAUAUCUUUCAAAUUCUGACUCAUUGGGAUUUCGAUAUUGAUGAAAAAACGUUGCCCAAUGGUUCCACAGCAUUACAUCUCGCAAUCGAAAACGGUCACUAUGAUAUUGUUGUCGAAUUGGUUAAAAGAAAUGCCGAUUGUUUACAAAAAACCGCUGACGAUUUCACUCCAUUGCAAUUGGCAAUACGUGCAGGAUACGAAGAUAUAGUUGCUUUAAUUUUCAACACCUCUAAGCAAAAUAUGAAGGAAGAAGAAACCCUUGAUGCUCUGAUGCUUGCUUCAAAGUAUGGCUUAAAAGACGCAGUUCAAAUCCUGCUUAACACCGGCAUAGAUGUGAAUUCGAAAAAUGACGACGGCAUAACAGCAUUAUGGACGGCUGCCGCAUUUGGACAAGCUCAUAUAACAAAAUGGCUGCUAAGUCAACGUGCAGACGUUAAUUUACAGAAUGGUGUUUGUAGUACGGCUUUACAUGUGGCAAGUCGAUAUGGCCAUCUAGCUGUGGUUGAUUGCUUGAUCAGUUUCAACGCUGAUGUAAAUGCUUGCAAUAAAGGCAAUCACACGCCUCUACAUUUUGCAUUUGAAAACAAUAAUAUAGACAUAAUAGAAAAGUUAGUGGCAUGUCCAACCAUAAUCGUAAACCCUUUCAGUAUAGAAGGAAUGACCCCAUAUCAUGUCGCUGCAGAAAUUCAAAAUCCGGGAUCACUAAAAUGGUAUAUAGAAAAGUUUCCGGAGUACAUAGAUAUUUGCACCCAAGGUAAAAAGGCAACUGCCUUACAUUUGGCUGCAGGUAAAGGACUUUUAGCUUCAGUUCAAUUAUUACUAGGUCAUAAUGCAAAUGUGAAUUCGCUGACAGCUGAAAAUGCAACACCACUACAUUGGGCUAUCCAACGACAUGGUUAUAAAGAAAUUGUGGAGGAGCUGAUCGCAAAUAAUGCAGAUCCAAAUUCAAAAAAUGUAGAUGGAGCCACUCCAUUACAUGUGGCAGUACUUAACCAGAAUGAAGAUAUCUUCCAGAUUUUGCUGAAUCACCGUGCGGAUGUGUCAUUGUGCGAUAAUACGAAAUUUACUCCUUUGCACACAGCUUGUAUGAAUUCAAGUGUAUUUAUUGUAAAAGAGUUAAUUCUCAAAGUCCCUAAUGUUAAUAUCUUGGACGACAAUAACUCCACCCCGUUGCACCAUGCAGCAUCCAAAGGAUUUUUAGAAGCUGUACGAUUGUUGUUAGAAAAUGACGCUGAUUCCAACCAUGUAAAUUUACAAAAUAAUUCUGCCUUGCAUUUGGCAGCUUUCAAUGGAUAUCAGAAUAUUGUUCAGUUGCUGGUUGCACAUUCAGCAGAGAUCAAUGCUCGUAAUAGUUUGAAUCAAACACCCAUUCUGAUGGCAAUUGAGAAACUUCACCAAGAUGUUGUUAUGUUUUUAUAUAAGGAAGGGGCCGACAUUAGUCAGAAUGCUGAUGACUAUAAACUAAACGGAACCUCUAUUUUAAUCAGCGCACUUCAAAAGAAAAGUGAAAUCAUAGCUAAAUUGAUUCUUGAAAUUCCUAACAUAGCAAUAGACGUUAAUGCUACGACUGCAUCAGGUGAUACGGCUUUACAUUUAGCAUGCAGUAACGGAUUCACCGACUGUGUUGAAAAGUUAUUGAGUUUUAAUAUCGACAUUAACGGAAAGACGAAAAACGGUUUAACCCCGUUACACUACGCCGCUUAUAGGGGCUAUGACAGUAUUGUGAAGAAACUUGUCUUGAAAGGUGCUCGAGUGGAUGAAAUGGCCAAUAUCGCAUACCCAACAGCUUUUAGUUGCGCUGUGGCAAACGGUAAUACAAAAGUAGUUGAAUUUCUAUUAGAACAUCAACCUGAUGUAAAUGUGCAAUGUCAUCGCUCCACAACCCCCUGCAAGUUGCUAUUCUAAGUGGAUUUCCAGAAAUAGGAAAACUCCUUUUAAAAUGCGACCGAACUGUCGUUAGCACAGCAACUGAUGACAAUAGUAACGUAUUGCAUUUUAUUGCCUCAAAGGGUUACAUGGACGUUCUGAAUUUGUUACUCAAUUACAAUAUUGAUAGCAUCAUUAACGAAGCCUCUACAACCACCGGCGAAACACCCUUGCACUGCGCUGUAAAAACAGGCCAGAAAGAAAUUGUAAGCAUUCUUCUGGAAAAUGGUGCCGACAGCUCACUGAAGGAUAAGAAGGGACUAACAGCCAAAGAUAUUGCCAUACUUUCGGAAUUUCAAGAAGUUGCACAAUUGUUUUAAUUUGUAUGUUUGUUAAUAAAUUAAUAU